AUCCUAAAACCUCCACACCCCACCUUCAUCGAUCCUUCUUUUCUUGGUUUCGCUUCGUAUAUAUUGAGCGCUCCACCCACCUUCAUCGACCCUUCUUGCCUCGCUUCUUUCGCUUCGUAUAGAGAGAGAGAGAGAGAGAGAGAGAGGUUUAGAUUUUGAGUUGUAUAUUGGAGAAAGCUGAAGUGGGCAUUUGGAGGAUUUGAAAAAAGAUGAUGGGAAAGUGUUAAAGGUGUGCGAUUUCAGUAAGUGAGAGAGAGAGAGAGAGAGAGAGAGAGAGAGAGAGAUACAGGGUCGAAGGGAAUCUGCCCCGAGUCUUAUGGCAUGCCUUUGGGGGAGUAGGAAGGAGGAGAAGCUUCAUCGUGAAGGAGAUCGGAUUGUCGGUUCUGCCCUCGCCACGCCCCUCGCGAUCGCUCCACGCCAAGAUCCUCUUGUUUCUACGAGGAGGAGGAGAUGAGGCGGGGCAGGCUCCUCGUGCAGUUUCUCUAUCUAUUAUUGCUCUGCUGUGAUGACCCAAUUGUUGCGUGGGCCGCUGAAGCAUUCAUUGGUACCUAUGGAAUAAAUUACGGGAGGCUUGCAGAUAAUAUCCCUUCCCCUGACAAAGUUGUUACUCUUCUCAGAGCAGCAAAAAUAAGGAAUGUACGUAUUUAUGAUGCUGAUCACACAGUCCUCACAGCUUUUAGUGGAACUGGACUUGAUUUAGUUGUUGGGCUUCCGAAUGGUAACCUAAAAGAUGUCAAUGCUAGUGAAGAUAAUGCAUUAGAUUGGGUUAAAGAUAAUGUGCAGUCUUUCCUCCCUGACACACGGAUUCGCGGGAUUGCAGUGGGCAAUGAAGUGUUGGGAGCAAGCAGUAAUGAACUUGGGGGUGUUCUUUUGGGCGCAGUGAAAAAUGUGUACAGUGCCUUGAAGAAACUUAAUUUGGACAAGGUGGUGCAAAUAACGACUGCACAUUCAACGGCCGUCUUAGCUAAUUCUUAUCCUCCCUCUUCAUGUAAGUUCAAUGACAAUGUGGACCAGUACAUGAAGCCUCUUUUGGAAUUUUUCCAGGAAAUUGGUUCUCCAUUCUGUUUGAAUGCUUACCCAUUUUUGGCUUAUCUGAGUGAUCCCGGGAAUAUCGACGUCAAUUAUGCCCUCUUCCAGAAGACCCAGGGUAUCUAUGAUCAGAAAAACGAUGUACGCUAUGAUAAUAUGCUAGAUGCUAUUAUUGAUGCUACCUAUGUUGCUCUUGAGGAUGCUGGAUUUAAAAAGAUGGAAGUCAUUGUCACCGAGACAGGGUGGGCCUCAAAAGGAGAUAGUAAUGAAGCUGCAGCGACCGUGGAUAAUGCGAGGACAUACAACUAUAACCUGCGCAAAAGACUUGCCUUAAGGAAAGGGACUCCUUUGAGACCAAAACAUGCGCUGAAGGCUUAUAUUUUUGCCUUGUUUAAUGAGGAUCAGAAACCGGGACCUACUUCUGAGAGAAAUUAUGGACUGUUCAAGCCUGAUGGAAGCCUUGCGUAUGAUAUAGGAUUUCCAGCGCUUAAAUCUUCAUCUGCAACAUCUUUGCGUGGCUCUUUGAAGGUAAUUCGAGCUCGAGCUUGUAUUGGGUCAAACGUUGUUGUCCAUGCGGCCUCUACAAUCAUACUGAUACUGUUUUCCAGAUUCUAAAGCGAGUAGGGUUUUUCUUUUUCAUCAUUUGGUGCCCGCCAUCUGAGAGUUCUAGGUUCUACAGAUUACAACGGAUAAAAAGAUGAAAUAUUCAUUUACCAGGAAUGCUAUCCUGAACGCUGCUGAGUACUUUCACACCAAAUAUGUAUAUGACUUUAGGCACAUUCGAAAGCCUCUCUUCCUCUAUCAGUAUAUAGGUCUCUUAUCUCUUUCAAGGA
Messenger RNA from Eucalyptus grandis, 1862 nucleotides. Its product is annotated as glucan endo-1,3-beta-glucosidase 14. Gene Ontology annotation, cellular component: plasma membrane. The transcript has 3 exons. Gene Ontology annotation, molecular function: hydrolase activity, hydrolyzing O-glycosyl compounds. Gene Ontology annotation, biological process: carbohydrate metabolic process. The record is from RefSeq and is a predicted model, not a curated record. Bases 451 to 1644 code for a protein of 397 amino acids. Lineage: Eukaryota; Viridiplantae; Streptophyta; Magnoliopsida; Myrtales; Myrtaceae.